Messenger RNA from Cajanus cajan (pigeon pea), 1894 nucleotides. RefSeq names its product Small nuclear RNA activating complex (SNAPc), subunit SNAP43 protein. Gene Ontology annotation, biological process: snRNA transcription by RNA polymerase III; snRNA transcription by RNA polymerase II. Gene Ontology annotation, cellular component: snRNA-activating protein complex. NCBI's taxonomy places the organism in Eukaryota, Viridiplantae, Streptophyta, Magnoliopsida, Fabales, Fabaceae. The record is from RefSeq and is a predicted model, not a curated record. Gene Ontology annotation, molecular function: sequence-specific DNA binding.
UGGUGUAGACGGCGUUAAGGUGGACGUGCAAUGCAUUUUGGUGGCAGGGUGGAACUCACCAGACCAGACACCAGAGGAGACACUAGCAUCUCUAGAAACUUCCCUGCACGAGCCACAAUACGGAUGCGCUCUACUGCUUCAAACAAUCAAACGGAGCGUAGUCGUUUGGGGCUUAUUUUGAUUACGAUACUCAUUCGUUCAAAAUCCCUCUCCUCCUGUUUCUUUAUCAUAACUGAGUUUCAGGAAAUCAUACGAUGAAAAAGAAAAGGAAAAAAAAAGCUUGCACCUGGGGCUUGUGAGCUUAGCUUCCUGUCAAUCAUCAUCCUUACUUUUGGAUAAUCAGCAAUACAUCUUAUUGAUUCAUGUCCCUCUAGCAACUCCUGAUAUAACAAGGACCAUGAUGACAUGUUGGGACCAGCUUAGUCGGAUUCAUGAAUGGAAAUUAAUGUUUAUUUGAUGAAUUCACUUAUCCAAAUUUUAUCCCCAUCUAAAAGUGCUUGUUCUCGGUUUAUUCUUCCAUGACAGGUCUGACUGCGUUUGUGGAUGAGGCUGCCACUUUGGAUUUGCGCCUGCACAAUUCCACUUCAUGCUAGUCACAUCCAGACAAAUUAAAAAUGGGGAAGGCAUGGUGAUAGCGCCCGCCACCUAUAAGCUCUGACUUGCCACAAAUACUCACUCAGUCACAAACUACUGAAUCAGUUAGUCUUAGUCAGGUCAUGAUUUAAAAUAUCAGGUCGGGUUUGGAUGAAAUCAAACCCACAUCAUCUCCCAUGUAAUAAGCAAGGAUAGGGAAAAGAGCAAAUUUUGAAUUUUUUUGACAACUUGCUGGUAGAGUUCUCAGGCACAAAUUAGGGUUCUUAGCCAUGAAUAUAGAUAUUGAUUAUUUCAAGAAGGACAUUGAUGAACUUAUUGGUGAAUUCACUCAGGAUGAGUCAACAACUUUGGCUGAUAUGAAAAGAGUAUGGCUUUCUAGGAAGUUCUCCCACAUUUACGAAGCUUGUCCUUCUACCAACCUGGCCUUCUUUAUGCAAUCGCUGUAUGCUCAUUGUAUAGGUUACAUAGUUGGUACUGCUUCAUUAUCACACAGAUUAGGUGGCCUUUAUUGCCUCUACUGUCUUUACGAGACUCAGCCAUUUAAUCCUUCCUUUAAGAUCUAUCUAUCCCUUGAAGAGUUAAAGAAACUUAGAAUCCUUGUUGCUGAUGCAAAAGCAAAUGAUAUUAGAGUGGUACCUGCUAUAGUAAAGAGAAUGCAUGAAAGAAACAUGUUCCUCUUCGGCUCUGUUGACUUGACGGAAGGCUGUGUCACAGAGACAGUAAAUCAACUCCAACAAUUACAGAAUGCCCGUAUUCGAGUUGCAUAUGAAAAGUUAUUUGAUAGCACUUCAAUUGACAACUACAUCCACAUGGAUCUUGGCUUGGAAGUUGAGCUCAAUUUGCUGAAGAUAAAGUCAUCUGGAUAUGCUGCGGCUAAGAAAGUGGCUAUUGAAGAGGCGAGCAAUAUUUUAGACGUCCAAAACAUAAAGCACAUACAAGAAGAUAAGGAGCUGAUAGGAGAUGUUGUGGAGAAGAUUGCAAAUGACUGGAAUAUCCAGAAACAAACAUUUUAUACACAAACAGGAUUGGGGGACGAUGCAAGAUAUGGACAGGAGUUGGAGCAAUUACUUCUAGAGCAACAUCCACAUGAUGAUGGAGACUAACCAAGAUUUAAGACGAACGUCUGGGUCUCGGUGGUUUACAUGUGCAUAGGGAAUUCGUAAUUAAUAGCCCUGUUUAAAUAGUGUAGAUAAUUUCAAAGAAGCAAUGCCUUUUACUUUAUCCAGUUAAGCAAGGUAAUGAAACAAAUAUUUAUAGAAUGUAUAAUAUUUCAUUUUAUUCAACAUUUCUAUUUUUUUUA